Molecule: messenger RNA, 3691 nt
Organism: Pocillopora verrucosa
Lineage: Eukaryota; Metazoa; Cnidaria; Anthozoa; Scleractinia; Pocilloporidae
Source: RefSeq, a predicted model, not a curated record
UAAAAUGGCGUCCAAACGGCCAAAUUCCAGCCAAAGAGGUUACUUUGAUUUGAUCAAAAGAGGAAAAUCUGCCGCUGCAGGCCAGUCUAAUGAAGAAGAAGAAAACGCCAGCUUUGUUGAUGGUUCGAUAGUGCGUGUGAAGAUGCGAAAUUUUGUGACGUAUGCAGAUUGUGAGUUUAAGCCGGGUCCACAUUUAAAUGUGCUUCUUGGACCAAAUGGGACUGGCAAAUCAUCUAUAGUCUGCGCAAUCUGCCUGGGGCUUGCUGGUUCUACCAAGCUGCUUGGCCGAGCAACAGAGGUAAGAGACUUCAUCAAACAUGGAGCAUCUCAAGCCAUGAUAGAGAUUGAGCUACACAAUUCAAAUGAAAGGAAUCACAUUAUAACCAGAGAAAUGUACAGAAAUGAGAAUAGAUCCAACUGGAAAAUUAAUGGAAAGGGAUCAACAAUGAAAGAGGUUCAAGAGCUGACCAAAAAGUUAAAUGUGCAAGUUGGCAACCUUUGUCAGUUUCUUCCACAGGAUAAAGUGCAAGAAUUUGCAAAGAUGUCUCAGCAGCAGCUUUUGGAGGCCACAGAGAAAGCAGUUGGACCACCCAAAAUGUUUGAUAGCCAUCAAAAGCUCAUUGAACUCAGGAAACAAGAAAAAGAACUAGAGGUUUCCCUCAGAAACGAUAAGGAACAUCUGGAAAAAUUAGAACAGCAAAAUGAACGUCUGGAACAUGAGGUUAAAAGGCAUCAAGAGAGAGAGCGACAUUUACAAAAAGUGCAAAUAUUGGAAAAGAAAAGACCUUGGGCUGAAUAUGAGCAUGCCCGAAAAAAGUUUGUAGAAAUUAAAGGUGAAAAAGAGGGGGUGAAAAGGAGGCUUGAUGAAGUCAGAAAACAAAAUGAACCAAUGCAGAAACGCCUUGAUGAAAUAACAAGAAAAGUGAGACACCUUGAAAACUCCACCAGAGAGUUAAUGGAGAAAGGCAGUGAAGUGUUGAAAAGAGCCAAGUCAAAGAGUGAGCAGAUUGAAAAGAAAGGAGAUAAGAUAGAAGAACUACGCACAGAAUUAAAAGAUCUGAAGGAAGAAGAGAAGAAGAGACAAAAACGAAUGAAUGACUUGGAGAGGGUGAUAGAUGGACUGAGGAAUGAACUAGACAACCUACCAGACCCAUAUCAUUUGCAGCCUCGUAUUGAUGAAAUCAAUGUUGAAGCUCGACAAAAGAACCGUGAAGUGGUGACCAUGCAAGGGCAAGCUCGUAGCAUCAGAGAUGAGGCAGAUAGCUUGAAGGCUCAGGUUCAAGACAUAAGGAGCAGAAUUUCUGAACUUGAAGACAUGAAGAAUCGUCGAUUGGAGCAUUUGCGGAAUAGAUAUAAAGAUACUUAUAAUGCUGUACUUUGGUUGCGGGCAAAUCAACACAAGUUUCAUGCUCCUAUCCAUGAACCAAUUCUUCUUCAGGUUGAAAUGAAAGAUGUGAAGAAUGCUAAAUUUAUUGAAAGUGUUAUCAACCAGAAUGAUCUCCGAGCUUUUGUAUGCAGCAACAGAGAUGACUUAAGACUAUUCCUAGAUGAGGUGCGUGACAAACAAGGGCUUAGGGUCAAUGGGGUUGCACCACCAGAAGAGGCUUUGGAAAGCUUCAUGUCAUCACGAUCUUUAAAGGAUUUAGGGAAGUGGGGUUUUCACUGUUAUCUGAAAGACUUGUUUACUGCUCCUGAUGAAGUGAUGCGAUAUCUGUGUCAUCAAUAUCGUCUUCAUGAAAUUCCUCUAGGGAAUGAUUGGACAACCAAGAAUGCAGAUAAGGUGAUCAGCGAAUCAGGUGUUACAAGUUUUUACACCUUAACUUCAAGGUACACUGUGAAGCGGUCCUUAUAUGGCAAUCGGGAGAGAUCAACUGUAGUUGAUCAUGUAAGAGAUGCCAGGUUGUUUAACAUUGCUGUUGAUGCAGAGAAGAAAAGACAACUUGAAUUGGAACAACAGGAUGUCAGCCACCAAGUGCAGCAAAAAAAUGAAGAGUAUGAAAGCUUAAGUGAGAGAGAGAACAGCUUACAUAAGGAACUGGAAAGUCUGAGAAAUAAGAAGAAAGAAUUAACUUCACAAACACAAAGGAGAAGAAAUUUAGAGAACCAGCUGGGAGCCAAGCAAAAGAACCUGGAAACAAUGCAGAAAGCAACACCAGACUUAGAAGGAAAGGCAGAAACAAUUCAGCAACAGAUUGUGAGGAUUAAUCACCAGAGAGCACAACUUGCUAUGGAAUAUAAAGAUUUUGUCCAUGAAUGCACCACAGUUUCCAAAGAGAAACUGGUACAGAGUCUUCAACAGGUGCAAACCACUGUUGAGAAAUCCAAAGUGGAAGAGAUGUUCAGGGAAUCAUCACAACAGCUGAACAUGCUUGAGGGAGAAUAUCUCAGAAUAAACAACACCUUAGAUGUGCAAAAGAAAUUGGCUAAAGACCUGAAAAAGGUUGCUCAUGAGAAAACUGGAAUUCCUGAUGGAGCAGAUAUACCUGAUAAACUUAAAGAGGCAUUUAAGCUGUAUCCUGAUACACUAGAAGAAAUAGAUGAGAUGAUCCAUGAUGAGAAAGCUAGAAUUGAAUGCCAAUACCAGAGCAACCCACAGGUGAUUAAAGAUUAUGAAAGGCGUAAAAAGGAAAUAAAUGUGCUCAGUGGGAAGGUUCAGGCACAAGAAACAGACCUAGAGACUGAGCAAAGAGAAAUAACAAGUCUUAAAGAAAGUUGGCUGACACCUUUGCAAGAACUAGUUUCACAAAUUAAUGAAAAGUUUGGGGAGUUUUUUAGAAUGAUGGGCUGUGCAGGAGAAGUUGCUCUUUCAACAGAACAGGGUGAAAACAACUUUGAUAAAUAUGGUAUCCAGAUUAAGGUGAAAUUCCGUGCAAAGGACAGUCUCCAUGUUCUGACUCCAUUCCAUCAGAGUGGUGGAGAGAGAAGUGUAUCAACCAUGUUAUAUUUAAUGGCCCUACAAGAACUUACUAAAUGUCCCUUCAGGGUGGUGGAUGAAAUAAACCAGGGCAUGGAUCCUAACAAUGAGAGGAGAGUUUUUGAACUUGUGGUUGAGACAGCUUGUCGACCUUAUACCUCUCAGUAUUUCUUAAUAACUCCCAAGCUACUUCCAGACUUGACAUAUAAAGAAAAGAUGACUAUCCUCUGUGUUUUCAAUGGUCACUAUAUGGUGCCACAUACUGAUUGGAAUAUUGGGAAAUUUAUUCAAAGGAAAAAAGCACUACAAAGUCAAACCUAGAUAUCUUUGUGUUGGGUUUGAUGUAGGGCCAAUGAAGAUACACCAUUCUGCUGUUGACUUUUCAGAGAAUUGAUAUUCACAUUGUUGCAAUUUAUCAUAGAUGUAGCUUGAAAUUAUUUGUUUUUGUUAUUAUGAAAGAAUAAUUGAUGCCAAAAUCAGAGAUGGUUAAAGGUUACAAAAUUGUAUUGGGUAAUGAACCUGCCAGAAAGUGCAAGUGGUUACGCAGAAACUCUCCUUUCCUUUAUUUGCAUAUAAAUACACAUUUUUUUUGUCAUUCUUAAUGUUAGUUUAGCUUUCAUGUUUUCCACAGGAAGGAACCAAAACAAAGAAAUUAAAGAGUAUUCUGGUGCAUUGUUGCUGUAAAGGAGUCAGCAAAUGUAUCUUGCAGCGUUAGUUACUCACUUUGCUAUGAGGUGCAAGUUAAAUAGUACCUAUGAAUAAAGUGUUGGAAAUUUA